Messenger RNA from Physcomitrium patens, 6178 nucleotides. The record is from RefSeq and is a predicted model, not a curated record. NCBI's taxonomy places the organism in Eukaryota, Viridiplantae, Streptophyta, Bryopsida, Funariales, Funariaceae.
AGAAGGAGGCUUUGCAUUGUUGCGGGAAGCGAAUCGAUCGCGAGAUGCAUGGAACGAACCCAAGCUGACGAUGGGUACAUCAGCCUCAGCAUCUUCAGUUGCCCAGUUUCAGAAUUCGCUGGUUGGGUUUCAUGCGUUGAAUGAUCCGGAGUCACGCGGCUGGAGGGCUUGAUUCGAGCCCGGGAUGGUGGCAGAUUGCUGCUGAUGCACAGUGGUUUCGAGGAGAGUCGGUCUGGGCUUGGGCACUGUGUGAGCCGGCGCAGAGGAAGAGCUGGUCAACUUAAGGACUUUAGAGGAGAGAGGAGAGCGGUGCCCGAGUGCUUUUUCUUGAGGUGUGUAGGAAUUUGACAAAAUUUGAAUUACGCCCUCGUUGGAAGCUGGAAUCUUCGGGUGGUGCGGGGCCUUUAUCACGACGGGGAAGUAGACGGCCAUGUAGAGAGUAAUUGGGGGUGCUCGAGACGCGGUGGAGGAGGCGUGGAGAGAAAGUACAUGGGAUGGGUGUUUCGAUAUAAAACGUUGUUGUGUGGGUCGUUGAUCAGUGGAUGCGGAAGCGUGUUGUGAGAUGGAAGAAACUUCAACAUAGUAGAGCGCCGUUCUUUGUAAUACAGAACAUGAACAGUGGAGGGGAUUGCGCCAUUCAUCUUUUACAAGUUUAGAGUGUCUGGGGAUGACAAGUAAUUCUUAAUGGCUGACAAAUUUAAGGUGAAGUGUACAGACAUCCGAUCGUCUCACCGGACUCGUUCUCGGCACUUCGUUUCUGUCGCAUGGAUUUAGAACAUAUUUCACUGGGUUCCCAGGGCCGGAGGGGUUAUCACUGACGCUCACUCGAGGAUAUCGUAAAUCUAUAAUUGGAUUUGUUCUCAUGUCUGUAUCACGCCUGAUGAUGUAUGCUAGCUUCGUGACGGUCAACGUACAGAAUUUUUGGUUUAGGUCAGAAGCGGUUAGAUCUUCUUUAGGUGCGGAGAUAAACAUCUUUAGGAGGCUUGGAAGCGAAUAUCUUUUAUGACCAAGAAGUCAUCAGUGUUGACAGGAACGGCCGCAGCAAGAAACGGAUAUGAAAGCAAAGGAUUCUGAGCCGGUCCCGGGUAAUCUUUUGCUUAUCCGACAAGGGUAUACGACAAGAUUUCUGUCUAACGCAAGUGUGUUUGAUCACAUCAGUAGACGGACGAUCAAUUAGAGACACUCCAGAAUACUAUAUUAUAAAUAUGGCACAGAUUCCUCUCAUCCAGUCCAACUAAAAAUGUCAGCACAAUGAGUGAAGAGGAGGAAGAAUUCGUGAAGGAAGAUCGAGGUGGGCAGGUUCUAGAGUGUUAGAUUGAUGGUGGUUUAGUGGCACAAAUGGCAGAUUCUGGAAUUCUCGAUGGUGAAACUCAGGAGCACUCCUUUUCUUCUCUAUCGAGGAGCAGUACUCAGUCGUUUGAUAACUCUGAGAAGGUCAUCAGUGAGGAUAUCAGUAGCAAAUCAAUUCCUGUAGCUUUCAAAUCGCUAUCUCUGUCCUCUAAAUUUGAUUCGUUUAAGGAUGUGGAGGGUGUAUGGUCCAACAAAGAUGUUUGGGUGGUGCCGCCGUCAGACGUCAAUGAUGAAGUAAUGGGAAGUAGUCUGGUUGAUGAGUACGAUGAUGAGGAUGAUGAAGAAGGGAUUUGGAAGAAGCAUUCGUCACCAGAGACUAUUCGUAGCGGCAGUGACUAUUUGCAUAGCAAGAUAAAGCUUCGUGCGAAACUGGAGCGUGACUUCCUCUUAGCUGUGGAGAGAUUACUUCAAGAUGAAGGCAUUCCCAAGGGGGAGGAAGGCGACCCCAAUAGCUGGUUACAAAUUGUAAGCAACUUGGCAUUGCAGGCUGCCACCAAUGUGAAACCAAAUACUAAUAAGGGAGGGGUUAUGGACCCCGGAGAGUAUGUGAAGGUAAAGUGCGUAGCAUCGGGUGAAUGUGCUGACAGUACAUUGGUGAAGGGUGUCGUUUGUCAUAAGAAUGUGCAGCAUAGGCGAAUGAUGUCACGAUUCAAAAAUCCUAAACUUUUGUUGUUGGGCGGGGCGUUGGAGUACCAGCGGUCUCAAAAUCAACUAUCAUCUUUAGUUGGAGUGCUUCAGCAGGAAAUUGAUUAUCUGACUACGACACUCGGACGUAUCGAUGCUCUUCAUCCUAACGUCCUGCUUGUGGAGAAAACUGUUGCGGGAUUCGCUCAGGACACGUUGUUGAAUAAAGAAGUAUCAGUUGUAUUGAAGGUGAAAAGACCAUUGUUGGAGCGCAUCGCCCGAUGUACCGGUGCGCAUGUGAUUCAAUCGCUUGACAACCUGGUGAAUGUUAAAGCGGGGCAGUGUGAACAAUUCCGUAUCGAGAAGUAUGAGGAGGAUCUAAAUGUAGGGGUUCCGGGUACCAAGAAAACUUCCAAAUAUCUUAUGUUUUUUGAAGGUUGCCCGAGACCUUUGGGGUGUACUAUCAUACUUCGAGGGGCAAGCACUGAGGAGCUGAAGAAGGUGAAGAAGGCGGUGAAGUUAGCCGUGUUUCAUGCCUAUCACCUUUCUUUGGAGACGUCCUUUCUGGCUGAUGAGGGUGUAAUGCCACCUUCUAAUCCACUUCAGUGCAUUCCUUCUUCUAAACGAUCCAGCUCAGAUAGCUGCAUUUCAACCAUAGCUGGUUUUACCCCACCAGCUUCUCGAGUACCUAGUCAUGGUAGGAGUGACAGCCUCAAUAAUCUGGCGGUGCAGAAGAAUCAUGUACAAGCAGAAGAUGUCGGAGGUGGCAUGUCACAGCGGGGAUCCAGUGACAGCUUGGAGGCUCAGCAAUUCGCGGAGUUCACGACGGAAGAUUUCCCUCCAUCGUCACCUGAUCAUCAAAGUAUCGUUGUGUACGUUUCAAAGCGCACCAUGUCGAAGGGCACUGUUUGUGGGAGGCCUCAACUCAGACGAAUCAAAUAUUACGGGUCAUCUGACAUGCCUAUUGGAAGCUUCUUAAGAGAGUUUCUUGGUAACGUCUCCAAAACUUGUCCAGAUUGCGAUGAGCCAAUGGAGGAACACGAGCAUCGGUUUGCGCAUUCGCGUGGCUGCCUCACCCUGUAUUGCAAAGUCACGAGGGGUCAUUCAUUACCAGGUGAAAAGGAAGGGCAAGUAUGGAUGUGGCAUCGUUGUCUUCGCUGUCCGCGCCCAGAUGGGAUUCCUCCACCUACUAGAAGAGUCCCUCUGUCUGAUUCUGCUCAAAACAUCUCGUUCGGGAAGUUUUUGCAGCUUAGCUUCUCUGAGCAGGCAGUUGAAACCAUCGCAUCUUGUGGGCAUUAUGUUUACAGGGAUUGUUUGAGAUUCUUUGGGAUGGGGGUUGCGGUAGCAUGUCUUCUGUACAAUCCAAUCAAAUUGCUUUCUGUCUCCGUGCCUCCUCCUCAAUUAGAAUUUAAUCUUCCUAGUGAGCAGGGGUGGUUGAAAGUCGAAACUCAAGAGAUUGUAGAGCUUGGGGUGAAUCUGUUUGCUGCAGCCAGAGACCAAUUAAAUGACCUUAGCAACUACACUUCCAAGUUAGGUCCUCAGCUCAUCGACAACGGUCCUGGACCACGUGGUCAGCUUGCAGAGCUGGAGAAUUUGCUGCAAAGGGAGAGAGAGGACUUCGAGGAGCAACUGCACAUGGCAGCUCCAUUGAAAGAAGGGGCAUCUGAGCCAAUCGCUGACAUCUUGGCUCUCAAUAAGCUGCGUCGCCACCUGGCAUUAGUUUACAAUACUUGGGACCUUCGAGUAAAGGAGCUCUGCGCGCAUUUGAAUGCCCUUCAGUAUAGGGGUAGAGCUGCAGGUUUGGAAAUCAAUGGCCCCCCACCAACUACGUCGUCCUCUAGCAUUCCGGCCUCAGUUUCAGAGGCUAGUGGUGGAUCUGUCUCUCAUUCAGAAGGACCGCCUUCGGAAUCGUCUUCGGGAGAUCCAGUGUCACCGGAAACUGAGAGCGAUCCAGGGAUGCCAGAGGUUCCAGAAAGCAAGUUGAGCCAAUUACCUGAGGAGGUUGUGUCUGUUGCCCCUGAGGAAACAAACCCAGAACCUGAAGGAGCAGAUGAUCUUGGUCCAAGUGCUGAGCAGAUUGAUGAAGAUUCGGACACGUUAAGUGACUCCGCAGCAAACGGUGAAGUUGUAGGCGAAAACCCCGCACUUACUGGAGAAAGUGCUUUGGAUGUUGUUUCGAACAAACCCUCGACUUUGGGCAGACAGACCUCAAGUCCUCUUCCCUCCAGUAGUUUAGGCACGCAAACAGAAGACACCGAUUCCCCUGCUUCAGGUGAAACGGCUCAUCCGCGGAGUCUAUCAGAAGGACAUUUUCCCAUCAUGGUGGACCUUCCAGAUACGCUUGAGGCCGCAUGGAGAGGUGAGGGUGGGUUUAAAGAUGCAGUUGCUGUGGAUUCCAGGCCUGAGGUUGCAGAGGAUCCUCUUGCUCCCGACAAUGUUGUUGCCUUUGGUGGUCAGGAAGCGGAGGUAAGUGAUCUCACAGCAAUGACCACGCCAUCAAGCCAGCCGGAGGCGGAUGAUAGUGAGGAAGUUGUUGAGACAAGUGGAGAGGACGAUUUGGAGCAGAGCCGACUGACUUCUCCUUCAGAAGAUAAAGAAGAGGUUAAUUUAGCGGUCAGUAGACCUACAUCCCCCUUGAACGAUAAAGAAGUACCUGAAGAAUCGGGUGGUGUAACAGGGGCUCCUUUGUCCAGCAGCUCGUACAAAGGAUAUAAAAGUUCAAGCUUAAUGCAGAGCAACUCCAUCGUCUAUAAUGCUCCAUAUAAUAGGAGCAAUACAACGGUCCCAAAAGUCAAACAAUUUUUCUUACAAGGAGUCGCUAGAGUCCGUCUGCCUCCAGGCGUCAAUGGUACAGUUGUUGCAGUUUAUGAGGACGAGCCUACCACUGUAAUUGCGUACGCCAUCACGUCACCUGAAUAUCAGAGACAGAUUCAAGAUCCCGUGCAAGAAAUCCUCAAAGACUCUUUCGAGGAGCGAGAAUCAAGUUCUGGUGCGGAGGAUUGGACAUCUCCGAGUGACUUCGUGGAUGAUGGAAUGAGAAGUACAACACCUCCCUUAGAUUUACCAGGUACUCCCCGAGGAAGGAGGGCGGAGUCUUCUAUUGAUAGGGCACUUACCUCACCAACCCCUCUUACUGUGAAGCUGCGGUUCACAGACUAUGGGGAUACCGUGAAGUCAGAGUUUCAGGUGAAUUGUUACUAUGCCAAACAGUUUAUUGCACUCAGAGCAAGAUGCUGUGGGGGCGAGAUGGAAUACAUUCGCUCUCUGAGCAGAUGCAAGACGUGGGGCGCCCAGGGCGGGAAGAGUAAGGCGUACUUUGCUAAGACUCUUGAUGAUCGCUUUAUUGUGAAGCAGGUUUCUAGUCCUGAGAAGUAUUCUUUCUUGGAGUUUGCUCCUCAAUAUUUCAGACAUCUUUGGGAGUCCAUGAGCUCAGGCAGUCCAACUUGUCUUGCAAAAAUUGUGGGUUUCUAUACCGUCACUGUUAGAAAAGGAGGGAAGGAGAGAGAAAUGGACUUGAUAGUGAUGGAGAAUUUGACCUAUGGAAAGACAAUCAGCCGUAUUUACGAUCUGAAAGGUUCCUUGAGGUCCCGCUAUAAUCCAGAUACAACAGGUACUCUGCUAGACCAGAACCUGCUGGAGGAUAUGCCAACAAGUCCUAUUUUUAUGACCAAUAAGUCUAAGCUUUUGCUGGAACGAGCUGUGUUCAACGACACCAGUUUCCUUGCAAGGGUUAAUGUCAUGGAUUAUUCCUUAUUAGCUGUGGUGUCAGAAGACCGUCAAGAAUUAGUGAUAGGAAUUAUUGAUUACAUACGGCAGUAUACGUGGGAUAAGCAUCUGGAAACGUGGGUGAAAGCAUCUGGCAUCUUGGGAGGGUCGAAAAAUACUACACCUACCGUUGUCUCUCCUAAAGAGUACAAGAAACGUUUCCGGAAGGCCAUCUCUAGCUAUUUUGUUGUCGUUCCUGAGUCCGAGGCCCCUCCACUCCUAAGCAUAGGGAACCCGCCACCGUCAUCUCGUGAUUCUUCCUCAUCACCAGAACCUGACAGUCAGCCAUCUACGGGGGAGGAGGUCUAGUUUAUCAUUAGUGGGGACAGGAGAGGCAACUGCCGUCUGCAGCCCUCCUGAACCAUUUCGAUUUGAGUUCUGUACAUUUAUAUUCAACUCCAAUAGAGUCAUGCCCAUGCAUUCAUAAUUUUCUCUUUCA